UUGAAAAUUUUCAUUUCACCUAGGCUAGAACGUAAUAUGCGAAAUAUUUUUGGACUGUUAUUGAAAAUUUCUGACAGAUUUUUCCAACUUUUGACGAGAAAAGUUAGGACGUUUGGUGGUUCUGGUUCUAAAAUGUCUCUACCUUCCAAAUUUUUACAUUCUUUUGCUGUCAUGGCUACUUCAGCUUCAUUCUCCAUAUCAUCACCACCUUUGGUACCCUCUUUUUACAAAAUUGGCAGACUAUUUCUCUUGCUUAGUCCAAAAUUUUUUAAACCUGUUCUGGUGAGAGCUUUUGUGUUUUUUGUGGACAAGCCCUCCAUUGCCAUCGAUAACAAAUCUCCAGUCCAAGCUAAGGUAAGCAAUUGGCAGUGGAACUUCAAUGGAAACUCGAUCGGUAUAUACUAUGAGGAGCAUGAGAGGGAGAAGUGUGAAUCAGCUAAGAACAUCCUCAUGAUACCAACAAUAUCCGAUGUUAGCACCGUAGAGGAGAGCUCUGUGGCUAAAGACAUUGUGCAACGCGAUGGGGAUGUCAACUGGCGAGCAACUAUUGUAGAUUGGUCCGGUCUUGGUUAUUCUGAUAGACCAAAGAUGGAUUACGACAUAGAUGUCAUGGAGAAGUUUGUGGUUGACUUCAUGAAUUCACCCGAGAGCUUAAUGAAUAAAUGUUUAGUGUUUAUUUUCUAAAAAUAAAUGUUAUAACAAAAUGUU
Eutrema salsugineum is the source of this 708-nucleotide messenger RNA. RefSeq lists its product as uncharacterized. Lineage: Eukaryota; Viridiplantae; Streptophyta; Magnoliopsida; Brassicales; Brassicaceae. The record is from RefSeq and is a predicted model, not a curated record. Gene Ontology annotation, cellular component: chloroplast.